AUUCUUCCAACAGCAACACAACACCCGAACACCCCAAACAUCUCCCGCCCCACACACAACGACAACAACGAAACAAGGUCGUCAUCCUGGGCCUCGCUGCUCCCACCUCCAACAACAGCAACAACAACCUACAUCCCUGCGAACCAGCCAGUCAGGCAGCUUGCCAGCCAGGCAGAAGGCAGCGAUCAAAUGACAGACUCGCAGGCGUCGUCUCCAAACGGAAGCUCUGUGCCUUCGUCCCCAGAGGAAGAUGCCCCUUACAUCGCCAAGAUUCACGUGCACAGCGCAAACCACCUCCUGGCAAAGGAUCUCAAUGCGACCUCUGACCCCUUUGUGAGGGUGUUCUUCGACGAUGAGCUCGUCGGGCGCACUCAGACCAAGAAAGGUGACCUCAACCCCGUGUGGAACGCAGAGUUCUCCGUCCCCAUCCACACGCUGCCCGCCCCCGGCAGCCGGGAGCCCGCGUUCAAGUUUGAAGUCCGCAAUGAGUACAAGUUUGGCAAGAUGACGGGACAGAUUCAGAACAUCGGCAAGCACGCCUUCCUGGGACAGGUUGUGCUGCCGCUCUCCCGCUUUAUCGGUGUUGAGAACCAAAGCAUCCGCCAGGAAUACACACUGGAGAAACGUUCCCACAAGUCACGCGUUCGUGGCAGCCUCCUGCUUACCAUCCAAGUCAUCAGCAAAGACGACGCCGACAACUACCAGCUGCCAGCCAACAUGCCAGACGAUGUGCUCGAGUCUGCCCGACGACGCAGUCACCUCAGCGUGGGCGAAAUGGCCGAGCUCUCCCGCGCCCUCCACGGCGGCCACCUCAAGCCGGGCAAAUACACCCUGCGUAUCCAGUUCCAGAAGGCGUUCAAAGUGCCGAUGGUCGACAAGCACCGUGCCAUAUCCUUCCACUUCCGCGUUGUUGCCAACCACAUCAAGGCAAAAUCGCAGGAGUUUGAAAUUCCAUUUGGCGACGCCGCGCCAGAGGAUAUCAACCUCACCUCGGAGCCAAUCAGCCUGCCCAUCAACAUCAUUGCGUCCGUACCACCGCCGUUCCUGAAAGUGUAUCUCAUCAUCACCACCUCCAUCUCCACCCACCUCACCCUCGGCCAAACUAGCAUCUCCCUCGGCCUCAUACCAGUGGUUGAGCAAGAGGCCGAGGAAGAGCUUGAGCGCAUCGUUCCCGUCGAUCUCUACGUCGAGAAGAAGAAACUGACCAUCGUCCCGCCCUACAUGAAACUCAGAUCGCAUGGCAGCAUCUGCAUGCUUCGAUUUUCUGCGUGGCUGGUGCGUGAAAUGGCGAUGGAUAUGGAGGAGGACUACGACGCCUCAGACGAACUUCAGUCCGACGAAGAAGAUGUUCCCGAGAUCAUUUCAAGCACGCCGCGCCCUGAUCAGCUCCCGGAGCCAUUCGAGUGGGAUCUCGCUUCUGUCGAAGUCAAGGGAUCGGUGCACCGUGCAAAUCGGCUGAUGUUUGAUGAGUCAUCGCCGGUGCUGCGGGCGAUGUGCGAGGAGAAGCGAUUGACAGAGCUGUCCUUUACGCCGUGGACGGAAGACGGGCAGCGCGAGUUCUCAUACCUCAUCCCCAAGUCAUCCGUUGUCCAGGCAAACCAUGCGUGCGAGUACCAGAAGUACCUUGUCCGCUGCCAAGAUGCAUAUGUAAUGGAGAUUGAGACGAAAACGCCCGAAGUGCCCUAUGGAGCUGACUUUGUGACGCAGCUGCGCAUCUUCCUGCUCCAGGAUGGCCCGCGUGUGAAUGUUCGCGCAACUGGCCGUAUUGUCUUCUCCAAGAACGUGUUUCUCAAGGGCGUCAUCACACGCAGCGCAAAGGCCGGAAUGACAGCCACGUACAAGAUGUAUCUGAAGCACCUGCAAUCCGCGUUUGCACCGCGCAGGAAGAAAGGCGACCAAGCAACUGCUGUUCCAGGGACUGUUGAGGAGGCGACAACGGAAGAGGAGGCAAAAUCAAAAUGGCUGUCGUUCCUUCCGCGCCCAACCAUCAUCAUUGCUUUUCAGGCUACCAUCAUCGUGAUAUUGCUGGUUGUACUUGCCUUUCUGUGGUUCAAUAAUCAUGACCUUGCUGGCCGCAUCGCUGAGCUCGAAGGGCUUGUUGAGGGACGUGUUGAUCGGUCGACAUCUGGUGCAACGGCCUCAAAGGAUGAGCUGUAACGACUCUUGGUCAGAUUCUGGCUGCUCCUCUUCGUUUCCUGCCAUCGCCUGCUCUGAUUGACACCAACAGGAACAACUACAUGCAAUGCAGUGUUGGCGCGUUCCUGUCUGAUGCGUCCUGUAUCAUGUGAUGUGAAUAGCGCCGAGCUGUAGUAGCGUGUCGCUGCACCACUAUUUUGUUUUGUUGCUUGUUCGUGUGCCUUUCGCUCAAAGAUCGUCAUCGUCUUGUGGCUGUGUUUUGUUGAGUUACGACCCACUGUGACUGACGUUCGUUAUAUCACGUCUUUUGUUUCGUCUCCUGGUUAUCUCGCACCAUAAACGCCCAACUUCCUUUGUCGAG
Molecule: messenger RNA, 2497 nt
Organism: Salpingoeca rosetta
Lineage: Eukaryota; Choanoflagellata; Craspedida; Salpingoecidae
Exons: 19
Coding region: 190-2157 (655 amino acids)
Source: RefSeq, a predicted model, not a curated record